Molecule: messenger RNA, 1386 nt
Organism: Plectropomus leopardus (leopard coralgrouper)
Lineage: Eukaryota; Metazoa; Chordata; Actinopteri; Perciformes; Serranidae
Source: RefSeq, a predicted model, not a curated record
ACUUCAGCGGGUCCUGGCGUGGCUCCGCGUCCUCUCAGAGCAGACAGACUCCAGUCCGGGUUUUGUGACCCUCCAGCCGCUCUGAGGAGCUUAUCUACUCUUCCUUUGUGAUUUGAACCGUUUUUAGUCUUCUCUGUGGGACGGGGACCAUCAACAAAAACCGCGUCUGUCCUCCACUCCCAUAGCCUACUAAUGUCUGAGAGACUAGCAGCGGACUUGUCCAGCGAUGAGGUGUUCAUCAGCCGGUUCCCGGUCCACAGAGCCUGCCGGGAUGGAGAUGUGGGAGCUCUGGUGUCCCUGCUACAGCAGCUCUCAGACCGGACUCCUCUGACCGCUGAGGACUCCUGCUACGGAUGGACCCCCUUACACUGGGCUGCUCACUAUGGACAGCUGGAGUGUGUGGUGCGCCUGGUGCAGAUAGGUUGUGAGGUUAACGCAGUGACCAGCCGCUUCAACCAGACGCCGACACACACCGCGGCGUUUGGAGGACAUCCUCAGUGUGUUGUGUGGUUGACUCAGGCUGGAGCCGACGUCAACAGACAGGAUUUUGUAGGUGAGGCUCCACUCCACAAGGCGGCUCGAUCAGGUAGCUUGGAGUGUAUCCAGGUCCUGUUGAUAGCAGGUGCUAAACCACAGUAAGUACUCUGCAGUCUGACCUCUGGGCAGCACAGAAGCAGCUACACACCUCACAUUUACUGUUUAGAGAUACACUGAAUACGUUUUUGUGAGAAGGACGACACCUGCUGAAUGUACACCUGUGUAUUCUCUGUUUUCAGUGUUUUGCUAACGUCACAUCAGCUGUUUGGGAGGGAACUGAAAACAGUGGUUUAAUUUAAUCUCUCUUACAGUCAUCAGUAAGGAAUGUAUGUCGGUCAUUAUACAAAUGUAGCUUUAAUCAUCGAACUGUCUCACCACACUGACAGAACUUGUACAAAAAUAAAUACUGAAAUUAAUAAUCUCAGUCACACAGCGAGAUAUUUCAUUUUUCAUUGGCCCUUCCCUUCCAAACCAGCUGAUUUAAAGUGAAGUGAUAAUGUUAUUUGUGUGUGUUGUAUUUUCUUCAACAGCUGCAUAAGUAAAAUGAACUCAUAUGUUUUAUGAUAGAGACAGAAAAUGAGAAUGUUGGUCGUACAGGAAGCAGAAAAGCUCAUGUGUCUCUAUUUAUAGCACACUGACCAAAACCCUUCAUUGUUUCCACUAUAGGACAAAUAUGGAAAUUUAUUGCAUUUUAUGAUUUAUGUAUGCCGCAUAAUGUUUCACCUUAAUCUUUAACAUGCAUUAUGUCAUGGAAACUGAGAGGGUGAGACUGACAUCAGUUCUGUGUCUGAUUAUUUUGUGCAAUUUUAUAUUAAAAAAGUGGUUUGUUAAGUAAUUUCUCAAGUAUUU